Thecamonas trahens ATCC 50062 is the source of this 921-nucleotide messenger RNA. RefSeq lists its product as uncharacterized. Bases 1 to 921 code for a protein of 306 amino acids. Gene Ontology annotation, cellular component: tRNA-splicing ligase complex. The transcript is spliced from 3 exons. The record is from RefSeq and is a predicted model, not a curated record. Lineage: Eukaryota; Apusomonadida; Apusomonadidae.
AUGGUCCGCACUCUCCUCGCCUCGGCUCUCGACGUACUCGACCUGCUUGCUGCUCUCGAUCUUCAUGAUGAUGCUACGCUGGCGGAGCUGGUUCAUGCCGUUCUGGUAGAGAUCGAGACGGCUGAUCUCAGCGCUGUCAACACUGUCGAUGCUGCCGGCAUGAUCCCUGUCGGCUGCGUCGCCCGCGCUAUCCAUGCCCGGUUUGAUCCGGCCGAUUCGCUGGCGGUCGCCGUGGGCAAGCUCGCGCCAGGCCCGCCGGAUGCUGGCCUGCUCUCUAUCCUCGACAGCGUCUACGUCGGCACGACCUCCUCCCCCGGUCACCAGGCUGCGCGCAAGCGGCUGUGGGAGGGCAUGCAUGGCGACACCAUGCCCCCACUCUCGGAAUCGCAAACACGUCUUUUUGACGCCAUCAAUGCUCGCAUGGCUGCAGACUACUCUGUCCGACGAUCGGUUCUCCUCACCCGCCUCGGCGUCACCCUCAAGACCUUUGCCCGCCACCCGGUCCUCGCCCAGCGCCCGCUUGUCACCGCCUACGCCGCCCUUGCCCAGUCCCGCCUCCGCCGCCACACUAGCUUUUCCUGGACGGACGUCACUGCCGCCCAGGUCGACCUGGCCAUCAACCGCAAGACCUCGGACGCACGCUAUGCUGCCCGCACCCCGGCCCGUGUCAAGCACAUUGUCAUCGCCUCCAAAGUCCGCGACCGUGGCGGCCGGCCCUCUGACAUGCGCAUGCCGUCCUUCCGCGCCCGCGUCGAGCCGGCGCCCGCCUCGCGCGGCCGUGGCCGCGGUCGCCGCUCCAAUGACCGCAACCGCAACAGCAACCGUAAUCGCAACCGCGACAACACCGAGCCCGCGCCCAGCCCCACAUCCGCCAAACCAACGCGGUCGCGGCCGCGGCAAAGGCAAGGGCCGCAACCGUAA